Staurois parvus is the source of this 282-nucleotide messenger RNA. Lineage: Eukaryota; Metazoa; Chordata; Amphibia; Anura; Ranidae. The record is from the annotation of a GenBank genome assembly.
CACCUGUGCAAGACUGAAGGGGAGGAGCCAGUACACCUGUGCAAGACUAAAGGGGAGGAGCCGGUACACCUGUGCAAGACUGAAGGGGAGGAGCCGGUACACCUGUGCAAGACUAAAGGGGAGGAGCCGGUACACCUGUGCAAGACUGAAGGGGAGGAGCCAGGGAGGAGCCAGUACACCUGUGCAAGACUGAAGGGGAGGAGGCGGUACACCUGUGCAAGACAUGAAGGGGAGGAGGCGGUACACCUGUGCAAGACUGGAGGGGGAGGAGCCGGUACAAGG